Molecule: messenger RNA, 1419 nt
Organism: Penicillium crustosum
Lineage: Eukaryota; Fungi; Ascomycota; Eurotiomycetes; Eurotiales; Aspergillaceae
Exons: 3
Coding region: 1-1419 (472 amino acids)
Biological process (GO): transmembrane transport
Cellular component (GO): fungal-type vacuole membrane
Molecular function (GO): transmembrane transporter activity
Source: RefSeq, a predicted model, not a curated record
AUGUCAUCAAUUCCGAAGUCGAAUACACAAGACAGGCAAGAAGAUGUCUCGUUGACGAUCAAUCCCACACUGGACCCUAUAAACCCUGAUCAGGAGAACAAAUUUCAGGUUGAAGUGGAAGCAUUCUCAUAUGAAUACCCCGAAGGCGGCCUAUCAGCAUGGAUUGUGGUGGUCGGAGCAUCCAUGAUGCUAGCCUGCACGUUCGGGAUGAUGAGUACGGUGGGGGUUCUACAAUCCUACUGGGAGACGCACCAGCUGCAAAUGUACUCAUCCAGUGAAAUUGGAUGGAUAUCUUCCUUGUUUGUAUUCCUGAAUUUGUUGCUGGGUGUGCAAGUUGGCCCGUUGUUCGACCGAUACGGCCCACGAUGGGUCAUGCUCAUUGGUUCCAUACUAUACACCAUUUCCAUCUUUCUAUUGGGAUCUUGCCAAAAGUAUUAUCAAUUUCUACUCUGUUUGGGCGUACUGAGCGGAGUUAGCAGUGCGCUUGUGUCAACUCCAUCCCUGGCUGUUAUUUCACAUUGGUUUAAUCGACGCCGUGGCACUGCGACUGGCAUUGCUAUGGCUGGCUCAAGCAUUGGCGGCAUAAUUUUCCCGAUUAUAUUGAGACCAGCAUUGGAUAAACUUGGCUGGGCUUGGGCUCUCCGGAUCCUAGGCUUUAUCUUCUUUUUCUUCCUCGCUAUUGGGAAUAUGUGCAUCAAGAGCAGGUUCUCGGUGAAGACGAGUGGAGGAACGAUUAACUUGAAAUGCUUUGCGGAUUCCCGAUUCAUAUGGGCCACGAUAGGCGCCUUCUUCGGGGAGAUAGUUGUUUUUACAUCACUGGGCCUGAUACCAUCAUACGCCCUUGCUCAGGGAUUCAACUCCGAGACUGGGUUUUAUUUAUUGUCUGUGUUUAAUGCGUCUGUAUAUCCUAUCAAACUUUCGCCCGGUGUGCGGACUAACAAUGAUAACAGUGGAUCAGGUUUGGGUCGAUGGCUUGCAGGCUUGGCCUCUGAUCACUACGGUCGAUUUAACACAAUAUCGGUCAUUAUGGCUGUUACCGCACUCUGUAUCUUUGUCUUAUGGUAUCCAUUUGGUCGUCUGAUUGGUGUGCUGUAUCCUUUUGUCUGUCUACUCGGUUUUGGAACAGGGAGCAUUCUCAGUCUGACGCCUGUAUGCAUCGGGCAAUUAUGCAAGACGGAAGACUUCGGGCAGUGGGUUGGAACUUGCUAUUUUGUUACCAGCUUUGGUGCUUCAUCUGCUUAUCCGUUUGGUCUAAGGAGUUUGGUUGGAAUACCAAUUGGUGGACUGCUGCUAGAAGUAGUUGGGGCCUCGAAUUUGGUCGCCUUUCUUGGUGGCGUUCUUGUCAUCAGUUUCAUUGCUUUUGUGGUGGCGCGAUGGGCAUGUUUGGGAUAUCAUUGGAAAUGGUUCACACUUACAUGA